AUGUUAAGAAACUAUCUAGAACAGUUCGGAUACUUGAAGAAAGGCAGCCCAGAAGUUGGCAACUUACAGCUCGGUGACAGUACACAGGACUACGAGGACGACUUCAGACUCGCUGUAAAGACUUUACAAGAAUACGGUGGGAUUCCAGUGACUGGUAAGAUCGAUGAAGCUACGGUGACACUGAUGAAGCAAAGGCGAUGCGGGCGACCAGACCGAGAGGACGGUGACCAACAUCAACACAGGAGGAAACGGUUCUUGGUGCAGAAGGGCGAAAAGUGGAAACACACCAACUUGACAUGGAGGUAA
Messenger RNA from Arctia plantaginis, 306 nucleotides. Lineage: Eukaryota; Metazoa; Arthropoda; Insecta; Lepidoptera; Erebidae. The record is from the annotation of a GenBank genome assembly.